Messenger RNA from Neoarthrinium moseri, 2031 nucleotides. RefSeq lists its product as uncharacterized. Gene Ontology annotation, biological process: Mo-molybdopterin cofactor biosynthetic process. The coding region runs from base 1 to 2031 and encodes 676 amino acids. Lineage: Eukaryota; Fungi; Ascomycota; Sordariomycetes; Amphisphaeriales; Apiosporaceae. The record is from RefSeq and is a predicted model, not a curated record. The transcript is spliced from 2 exons. Gene Ontology annotation, molecular function: metal ion binding; 4 iron, 4 sulfur cluster binding; GTP 3',8'-cyclase activity.
AUGGCAUCCGUCGUCUCGCCUAAAGCGGGCCGCCCGGCCUGGGCUAGAGCCCAAGCUGCCGUGUCCCGAUUAUGUUAUAUGCCACGGCGAAAGGUUUCCUCAACCGCUGCGGCAUCCACAACGCUGUCUUCGCCUCUGGAGGAGACGCCCUAUCCGGCCGCCCAAGUUACCAAACGACCGGCGCGGCGUGAUCUUCUCAAGGAGGCAAAACCGUUCUCAGAUUUCCUGACGGACAACUACCACCGACAGCAUGAUUACCUGCGCAUAUCUCUUACGGAGAGGUGCAACCUCCGGUGUGUCUAUUGUAUGCCUGAGGAAGGCGUGCCGCUGUCUCCUCCACGAGAGCUGUUGACAACGCCCGAGAUCAUCAUGCUGUCGUCUGUUUUCGUCUCUCAAGGCGUAAACAAGAUUCGACUUACCGGAGGUGAGCCGACCGUCCGGAGAGAUAUCCUACCUUUGAUGCAGCAGAUCGGGGCCCUAAGAUCUCACGGCCUCCGUGAGCUGUGCCUCACAACAAAUGGUCUGGCUCUUCACAGGAAGCUUGAGGCCAUGGUUGAAGCCGGGCUCACCGGAGUCAAUCUAAGUCUCGAUACCCUUGACCCUUGGCAGUUCCAGAUCAUGACCCGGCGGAAAGGUUUCGAUGCAGUUAUGAAGAGCAUUGAUAGGGUUCUCGAGCUCAAUCGCCAUGGAGCAGGCAUCAAGCUCAAAAUCAACUGCGUCGUGAUGAGAGGUGUCAAUGACAGGGAGAUCAUCCCCUUCAUCGAGAUGACGCGUGAGCAGAAUAUCGAGGUAAGGUUCAUCGAGUACAUGCCCUUCGAUGGGAACAAAUGGAAUCAAGGGAAGAUGUUCAGCUAUUCGGAGAUGCUGGACCUUAUUCGAGAAACGUACCCCAACCUGGAAAAGGUGCAGGAUCACAAGAAUGAUACGAGUAAGACCUGGAGAGUCCCUGGCUUCGUUGGCAGAAUCGGAUUCAUUACAAGCAUGACCCACAACUUCUGCGGUACUUGUAACCGCCUACGAAUCACCAGUGAUGGGAACCUUAAGGUUUGCUUGUUUGGCAAUGCCGAAGUGUCGCUCCGAGAUAUUCUAAGGAAAUCCAACAACGGCGAGCCCAUUGAACAGGAGGCGUAUGAGGCGAUGAGAAAGAUCGAGAUGGACAGGCUACAAGGUUUGACUGGUACCUCAAAACCUCUUGGACUGCCUCCCGGGGAACAAGAACUCUUGGAUGUAAUUGGUAUGGCUGUGAAGCGGAAGAAGGAGAAGCAUGCCGGUAUAGGGGAACUCGAGCACAUGAAGAACCGGCCGAUGAUCUUGAUAGAUGGAACUGGAUCAACACCGACCGCCACGUCUCAGCUCUCUCUAUCCAGGGUGACAGCAUCCUCCACAGGAACAAUGAGAGGCGUUCCCGUUCACCUUCUCCGGCCUGCAUUCCAACAUUCGCAACUGCGACUUUUCUCUACUACGCGCCGGGCCUUUGACAGAUCCAAAGAUUCCAAACCCAAACUUACUCACGUCUCAUCCUCUGGCUCUGCCCAUAUGGUCGACAUCGCGUCCAAGCAGCCUACAUCGCGCACGGCACAGGCAGUCUGCAGUGUGCUCUUCACUUCGCCUCUUCCAACAUCGCUCAUCCGUGAGAAUGCGUUCAAGAAGGGCGACGUACUGGGCGUUGCGCGGAUUGCCGGGAUCAUGGCCGCCAAGCGAACGUCAGACCUGAUCCCUCUAUGUCACCCCAUCGCCAUCUCAAAGGUUGCGGUUGAUCUCACAAUUGUAGACCCUGAGAGAAAGCCAGAGGACGAGAAUUCAAUUGCAGGGGGCAGGAUCGACAUUCGGGCCACGGUUUCUUGCGACGGCAAGACUGGUGUUGAAAUGGAAGCUUUGACGGCUGCAUCAACGGCAGCACUCACUGUGUAUGACAUGUGCAAAGCUGUGGACAAGGGGAUGGUGGUCGAAGGGCUACGGGUGGUGUUGAAAGAGGGAGGCAAGAGCGGGCGGUGGGUUGAGGGUAUGCAAAAGGAGGACAAGGGAACAUAG